Messenger RNA from Haliotis rufescens (red abalone), 582 nucleotides. RefSeq lists its product as uncharacterized. The transcript has a single exon. The coding region runs from base 30 to 458 and encodes 142 amino acids. The record is from RefSeq and is a predicted model, not a curated record. NCBI's taxonomy places the organism in Eukaryota, Metazoa, Mollusca, Gastropoda, Lepetellida, Haliotidae.
GGUGACAAGCUCGGACAAGAUGGAAGGUCAUGCUGAACAGACAGGUUGGAGCAGGCCAGCUAUGGUCACCCAAGAAGGAUUCAAGGGUAUGCAGCCUACACUUUGUGGAUGGAAGACCAACAAAAGAGAAUCCCUACCCAUCUUUGAACCCUGGCUUUACUGAUACGGAGAGGAAAGUAAAGCGUCUCCUCUUCAGUGACCAGGUGAAUCUCCCCUCAGCCAAGAAAAAAAGAUGCCUCAUCAUGCCGUCUGUUGAAGUAUCAUUAGACGGUAUGCUACCACCUCUCUCCAAGCCAGAUCUGGACCCGUUAGGUGGUGACCCCUCUGCAGAUCAGUCCAGGGAUGCCACACCUGACCUGCCACCAUGCCUACCCACUGUUGUCUCAGUACACUGGACGGUUCAGUGCGUUUCUGCUGCUAAUCCAGUGCUUGUCAAGGUUGGCCUGCAGGUACCAUGACCAAGCAUGAGCACUACACAAGCAAGUCCAGGGCCUCACUCUGCUUCUGGCUGAAGAAAAAAGGAAGGUAGUCCGUCUUGUAGCUCAAGUGGAGAAGAUGAAAGCUGACAGCAAAGAGACUUCA